GAAGCGUGCUGCUGUUUUUCCAUUCGCUAUGCGGGGGAAGAUUAUCAUCCAUCCUCCUGUCCCUCCUCACUGGCGUCCAUAAGUAGCAUCGUUCACUCCUCCACUGCAUCACUCCAUCCUGCAGAGUAACACACUGACCCAGGGGUCCGAAUAAAAAGCGCGCGUCCAAGCCAACUCACUAUGUACUCCAGCAGAAGCGAGGGACCACGCAGAGGAAGGUCAUUCGACUCCAUGAACCUCGGCUUGUGUUUGGAAGAAAAGCAACUUAACAAUGAGAUGAACAAAUCAACCUUUUCUAAGAUCGAUGAAAACAAAGAUAACAAGAGUGUGUCUGGAGAAAAGGGUCGUGCAGCUAUAGUAUUCACACUGAAGAAUGAAGUCGGGGGGCUCGUCAAAGCACUGAAACUGUUCCAGGAAAACCACGUCAACCUUGUGCACAUCGAAUCCCGAAAGUCCAAGAGGCGCAACUCGGAGUUUGAGAUCUUGGUGGAUUGUGACAGUAACCGUGAGCAGCUCGGUGACGUCAUCCAGCUGCUGAGUAAACACGUCAACGUGCUCGAGCUGGACGCACCCGACAACCGCCUACCGGAAGAGAGCGAAAUGGAAAAUGUCCCCUGGUUCCCCAGGAAGAUCUCUGACCUGGAUAAGUGCGCGAACCGUGUGUUGAUGUAUGGCUCGGAUCUGGAUGCAGAUCACCCGGGAUUUAAGGACAACGUCUACCGCAAAAGGAGAAAAUAUUUUGCAGAUCUGGCUAUGAGUUACAAGCACGGAAACCCCAUUCCCCGAAUUGAGUUUACAGAGGAGGAGGUGAAGACAUGGGGGGUGGUGUUCCGAGAGCUCAAUAAUCUCUACCCCACUCACGCCUGCCGCGAGUAUCUGAAAAACUUACCUCUGCUCACCAAGUACUGUGGCUAUCGCGAGGACAACAUCCCACAGCUGGAGGACAUCUCAUGCUUCCUGAAAGAGCGUACAGGGUUCACCAUAAGACCAGUGGCAGGAUAUCUCUCCCCAAGAGACUUCCUGGCAGGACUGGCUUUCCGUGUGUUCCACUGCACACAGUACGUCCGUCAUAGCUCAGACCCUCUCUACACACCUGAACCGGACACGUGUCAUGAAUUGCUGGGUCACGUGCCUCUUCUGGCAGAGCCCAGCUUCGCACAGUUCAGUCAGGAGAUUGGACUUGCAUCACUUGGGGUAUCCGAUGAGGAAAUUCAGAAACUAGCCACUUGUUACUUCUUCACCGUGGAGUUUGGACUCUGUAAGCAGGAAGGGAAGCUGAGAGCAUAUGGUGCAGGCCUGCUGUCCUCCAUCAGUGAGCUAAAGCAUGCUUUGUCAGGGAACGCCUGCAUCAUGCCCUUUGACCCCAAAGUCACAUGCAAACAGGAGUGCAUUAUAACAACAUUCCAGGAGGUCUAUUUUAUAUCAGAGAGCUUCGAGGUGGCCAAAGUCCAAAUGAGGGAGUUUGCAAAGACAGUCAAGCGACCAUUUACGGUGCGUUAUAACCCCUACACUCAGAGUGUGGAUGUGCUGAAGGACACGACCAGCAUCAACUGUGUGGUGGAGGAGCUGAGACACGAGCUGGACAUCGUGGGAGACGCUCUGAACAGACUCAAUAAACACUCCGGCGUUUGAAUAACUGUUCCCGUAGAAAUAUAUAUUCCGCUUUAUAUCUUUAUAUAAGACUUUUCAAAAUGCUUCAGCAUUAUUAUAUUCUUUUCAAGGCAAUCACAGGAAAUUCCACGAGUUGUUGUUAACUAUGUGUGUAAAAAAAAGAAGAAGCAAAAGCCGUUAAAAUGACGCACCUUGCUGUUAAUUGUACUUUCAGUGUUGAAGGUUUAUGCAAGGAUAUUAAAGAAAAUGUAUUUUUCGUUGCACAUGACUAUUAUUUUCUCUCCGGACAUGUCAUUGUGAUAACGUUAUGGUGGCUCUGCUCAGAGUUAUGCGUUUGCGAUUACAGCUUUUUGUGUAAAAGUCAUUGAACUCCUUUGUGUAAUGAUAUUUUCUAUUCUUUAUUAUGAGCUUACUGUAUAUCUCAUAGCGUUCGUAUAAUUUUUUGGCUUUUUCUCUGUGAGGGAAAUGACGAGCAUGUGUAAUGUUUUGUCUCUGUGAACUCAAUUGAACCUGAUGAUUAUAUACUAUGUUCCUACAUUUAUAUAUGUUCUAUCUCGCAUUGCUGUUUGUCAUGUCUGAUCUCUUGUCUACUAAUACAGUCCGAGCUUGCACUCGUUUAGAAUGACAACUAUUUGUGUAAAUAUGUCAAUGUUAAUUUAAGGGUCAUUUUUACAAGUGAGUGUCAAGAAUGCUUAGCUAACCAAAUGAGUGAUGUAAAACAGUCCUUCUGCAAUACAAUGCAGGUUUUAAACUGCUAGAUGAAUGUGAAUUUAGUCGCGGAAGAGGUCAUUAAAUAAAAUUCCUUAUUUUUGUAACAAUGCCA
Molecule: messenger RNA, 2434 nt
Organism: Ictalurus punctatus (channel catfish)
Lineage: Eukaryota; Metazoa; Chordata; Actinopteri; Siluriformes; Ictaluridae
Gene: tph1a
Product: tryptophan hydroxylase 1 (tryptophan 5-monooxygenase) a
Exons: 11
Coding region: 181-1632 (483 amino acids)
Biological process (GO): aromatic amino acid metabolic process; serotonin biosynthetic process
Cellular component (GO): neuron projection
Molecular function (GO): iron ion binding; tryptophan 5-monooxygenase activity
Source: RefSeq, a predicted model, not a curated record